Messenger RNA from Poecilia reticulata (guppy), 7273 nucleotides. Lineage: Eukaryota; Metazoa; Chordata; Actinopteri; Cyprinodontiformes; Poeciliidae. The record is from RefSeq and is a predicted model, not a curated record.
UCUCUCAGUCAUCCUCUCCCGCCGUGGUGCUGAGCCUGCGACGUUGCUUAGAGAGAAAGAGGGGGGAGAGAGAGAGGAAAAAAAUCUCAUCCUUUCUGCUCCAGCCACUGAACGCACCAUCUGACGGGGGAAUAAGUGAAGAUCACUCCGAGGUCCCACGCCACUGAGUUACACAGACGUCAAGUCUUCAGUAAGAGCAUGAAGACAAGUUGCUUCCCUUCAAAUUGUAGCUCAAGAAAUUAUGACAUAACAAGGAUCUGCUGCUCAUCACCAUAAUGCUGAGACAGGCAUUCUAAAUCCCUCACUCCUUCUUCAGCACCCAACCCAGACCCGUAUCUUUUUUUUUUGGAAGUUUUUCCUGGUUUUCCUUAUCCUACAAUCAAAUCCUUCUUCGUCUUUGCCCUGAUUAUAGCCUUUGCACUCUACCCUUUUUCUUUUCGUUGACAUCAUGCGGCGUGCUUCCACUGUUUCAGUUCUCCUCCCUCUUAUACUUUUUUCGCUCCUCUUCUUUUCCUGGUUUCCCAACAUGGCCAACGGGGACUGCUGGCUCAUUGAAGGAGACAAAGGCUACGUUUGGCUAGCUAUAUGCAGUCAGAACCAGCCUCCCUAUGAGACUAUCCCCCAGCACAUCAACAACACAGUCCAUGACUUGAGGCUGAACGAAAACAAGCUGAAAGCCGUGCUUUUCAGUUCCAUGUACCGAUUCACGAACUUGACCGACCUAAACUUAACCAAGAAUGAAAUCAGCUAUAUUGAGGACGGCGCUUUUGCAGGACAAGCCAAUUUACAGGUUCUUCAACUGGGUUACAACAAGUUGACGAAUAUCACUGAAGGCAUGAUGAGAGGACUUGGUCACAUGCAGUGCCUCUUCCUACAGCACAACCUCAUUGAAGUUGUUGCAAGCAAUGCAUUCUGGGAGUGCCCCAGUCUCAGCAGCAUUGACCUGUCGUCCAACAAACUCGCCCACAUCGACCCGGUCACAUUCACAGCUCUGAACCGCCUGAUGGUAUGUGAACUGGCUGCAAAUCCAUUCCACUGCGGUUGCGAUCUUCUAGGUUUCCUGCGCUGGCUCGAAUCCUUCAACAAUGUGACGCACACUUAUGAUCGCCUYCAGUGUGAAACACCAAGGGAAAUAUACGGCUACCCCUUACUGAGUUCUUUUUCUUCAAGUCACAGUGGCCGCAAUGCCAAAAACAUUUUGAACCAUCGCUGCAAGGAUGGUGUAAUGAUUCCAGGUAUGACGUCUCUGCCACCAGAUAUCGACGGUCCUUCUGGGAUUGGGCCGGACAUGUUUGGUGGUGUCGGGCCAUACUACCAACCCACCCCAUCGUCUUCAUCCACAGACGACAGCCUGAGCCCGAGCAUUAAGCUCCAACAUGUCUCUUCGUCGUCAGCCUCUGUCAUUAUAAAAAUUCCAAGGCCGUUCAGCAAAAUGUAUAUUCUUACACAAUACAACUACUCAAUGGCAUCUGAUGUCACCAAUUUGAAACUGAUGAUACAAAAAAUAACUCUCGACAAGCUUAGACCUAGCAAUAAUUACACCUUCUGUGUAUGCUCUGUCCGUAACUCUCAGCGUUAUAACCACACCUGUCUCCAGUUUACCACGCGAGGCCAAAAUCGGGACGAUAUGCUCCCCACUCCCUCAACCACUACUCACUACAUAAUGACCAUUGUAGGCUGCCUUUUCGGCAUGCUCAUUGUCAUAGGAAUUGUCUACUACUGUCUUCGUAAAAAACGAAUGCAUGACGAGAAGAGAAAGUCCAUCUCCGUGAAAAAAACUAUUCUUGAAAUGCGCUACGGACCAGAGGUGGCAGCAGCAGUAGCAAAUGAUCCAUCGGCAGUCCAAAAGCUUCAGGAGCAGUCCAGGGAGCAUCACCAGUAUCAGCAUCACCAUGGUGGAAAACUGUCCACGUCCUCCAGCUCUGGACUGCUACAUUCUGCAAACACUACCUCCUCAAGGCUUUCCUCUAUCCCUCAAGUGGAAAAGAUGGCCUCGGCUUUCUCCGAAGCAAUGGCUACAAGUAAAGGAAACUACAUGGAUGUGAGAACUGGAGGGGCUGGGAUGGAAAGAGUGGGGGACGGUGGCCAUGGCGGGAGAAGGGGCGACGACCUGAGGGACGACGACGGAACCGAUCUUGGCGAUGAUUCAGAUGACGACGGGCACGGCUCCGCCUCGGAGAUUUCUACCAUUGCCAUGGAGGUGGACAAAGUUAACCAAAUUAUUAACAACUGUAUUGAUGCCCUUAAACUUGAUGCAGCAGCAGUUGCUGCUUCAGGCACCUCGACUAGCCACACAGCUUCUAACAAUCCCACCUCCCCACCGCCCACCAGCACCUCCUCCCUUACCCGUGGCCUAAUCCCAGGAGCGACAGAGACGUGUCAGGUCAUUGCUCCAAACAAAAUACCGCCUCCUCCGCCCCUGCCUGCACUAAACACCCCUCUCUCUGAGCGACCAGGGAUCACUGGCGGGGGCUUCGUUGUCUCUCCCCCGUACAGGCACCCUCCCCCAGCCUCAGCUGCACGUCCCAUUCAACGGCAAAUGAGUGCAGAUGCAGCUGUUGUUAUGGCAAAUGCUGUCAAAAAACAGAGCAGCACCACAUCUUGUGGCUCCACAGGUCGAGACAGGGAACGUGGAGGAACUCGAGUGUACAGUCUGGACGUUCCUGAACCAAGAAGCCCGGAUGCCUGUAACCAACAACAGCCGCAGUACCCAGACCGAGCCAGUCCUGUGGGAUGUGGGGAGCCGCUGGAGAGACUGCCUUUAGUAGGGAGUGGGAGCUGUGGAGGAGGGGGUGGUGGUUGCGACAGUGGUGGUGUUGGUGCCCAACAUCCGGACAGCCAGAAGUCACAUCAUUACCAUCAGCAACAGCAGAUACAGCAGCAGCAGCAGCAGCUGGACGUGCAGCAGGACUACCACUGCUCGGAGCACCGCCACUCUGUCCCAGCUCUUUACUACCAAGGGUCCCACCAUGGCUCCCCAGCCCAGCGGGUUUCUUUUCUAAAACCCCUGACACGAUCCCGCAGGGACGCAGCAUCCUAUUCCCAGCUUUCCCCUGCCCGCCAACACUCCAGUUACUCUGGAUACUCUUCUAGCCCAGAAUACUCAUCGGAGAGCUCGCUGCGCAUCUGGGAGCGCUUUCGUCCGUACCGAAAAGGGCCUCGCGACGAGGCCUGUUACGUGACAGCUGGAAAUGCUCUUCGAAAGAAGGUGCAGUUUGCUAAAGGCGAGGACCUGCAUGACAUCCUUGAUUAUUGGAAGGGUGUCUCUGCUCAGCAGAAGUUGUAACUGGGAACGGAAGUUAAGCAGAGGUGGAAAUUGAGUUUUGGUACUUUUUAUCCUGAUAAGCCCGUGGGCCAGAGAAACCAUUUGAAGUUUAUUGAGGGGAAAAAUGUAGGACAAAUUUUUCCCAUGGGCUUGUUUUUUUUUUUUCUUUCUUGUUUUUGGCAUGCUAGGUGUAUAGGAUAUUGUGCUACAAGCAAGUACUGUGAAACUGUGCCUGGGAAUUGGACAUUCAUUACAGUGCUUUUUUGAAGUUUUUUUUAACACUUCAUUGUAGCAUUUUUUCCCCUUUUUUUUGGUGUUUGUGUGUUUCGUUUAUUAUACAGGGAACAAAUGCCUACUGUGUAAUUUAGUACUCUUUCAAGUGAUCAUGUUUUGUGAUCCUAUGGACCAUUUUUUUAAAUCAGUGCCAUGUUUCAUCUCAAGCUUUAAGCUUAUUUGAUCCUAGAUGUUCCUGUUGUGUAUCAGAGUUUACAUUCAUUUCAGCUUUUAAAUGAUAGGUGAUGCGGAAAGUAUGGAAUGAAGACCCUGUUUUGCAAAUUCAAAGAUUGGUGAAAAAUCUGCACAAUACAGUGUUGCACUCUUUCCUCUCUUUCAAGCAUUUGUUGCAAUGAAAAAAAUAGAUCAUUUGCAUUCAAAUGCUGACAUGAAAUUAUCAGGUCAAAAUUAACUAUUAAGUUGUGUGAAUUUGGAGAGAGAUGAGAAAAAGUAGGGGUUUUGUUCGAAGCAUCAAACAUGUUUCCAUUUAACACUUUUACAUGGUUUAGUGAGUGAAAUGAUCAAAGAACAAACUUUUUUUUUUUUGUAAAAAUAAUGAUUAUUCAUCAUUCAUAAGGGGUGUGACAAUACAUCCAUCUCAAGUCUUGAGAACAAAAUGAAACUAACUUUUUUAGGAAAACUAAGGCUAUUGUUCACACAAACGGAAAAUGAGACCCAAAUCCGAUUUUUGACCCAAAUGCAACCCAUAUCUGACUUUUACAAGCCAAAUUCAAGUCUUUUCACCCCCCAAAAUGUCUGAUUGGUGCCACUAAGCCACAUAUGUAUCUGACAAAGUCUGCUGUCAGAACUGUCAUGCCGCGUUCUGUCUGACCUCUGUGUCACUGAUUUAAGACAUGCAUCAUAAUUCUGCGCCAGAAGAAGCCAGACUUCAACAAGCAGUGAUGACACUGGAUGAAGCUAAUCAAUGGAAAUGCAGUGACAACACCGUCACCUCCCAUUUCGCCGCAACUUAAAAAUUGAUCUAUAGUGUGCUCCUGUGUGAUGUGUACAUUUUUCUGCACAUGUGGAUUGCUGUAGGGUCUCAGCUGCUCACACAGGAACUUGAUUGCAUUUAAUUAGUAAUAAGAACAAGCAAAAACACAUUUUAGGAAAGGAAUGGAAUUAAGCAUCAAGAUACUAUGUGUGAACGUAGCCUUAGAUUUCUGUUGUCUUCCCUAUCAAAUGCAGGUUUUGCAAAUCACAAUCUGAUGUAAAGAAAUUAUAAUCAGUGCAGAGUAUCUCAGUCUAAGUUGGACGCGAGUCAAUAUGAUAACAUUUUGAUGAUUGUCUUAGUCCAAGGUUGACUUUAUGCCCAAACAAGCAUUGAAAGUCCAUCUUUCUAGUGUUUUCACCCAUACAGUGUAGGCUUUUAUUAAUUUAUUUCCUGCGUUUUAAUAUUUGAACUAAGUAUUUUAGAUUUUGAAGCAGGAAUGAUCAAGUUAAGUCCAGAGUCACCAGAAAAAGUGACGUUGCCCUUUAGUUUCACACCAAUAGGAAGUUGUCAUGUCAACUUCAGCAUCUACAGCAGCUAUGGCUAACUUUUCUUUGUUUUACCAGGUAUUCCAAAUGCUACUAAAUAAAUGAAGAUUUCUCCAAUGUUUUUGUGGCCUUGUGUUAACUGGCCAUAACAGCAGGAAGUUCAUAACCCUGUCUGGGCUACUCAAGAACUGCUUCUUUUCUUACUUUAAAAUAAGGGUCUCAAACAUCGAUAACACAGGCUGUCAAGUGUAAAGCAGUCACCUUUGCAUCCAGGGCUUAUAACAGCAGCUUAGAUUCACUUCACCAGGAGAAGUUCUGACCUGGAUGGAAAUGGAUUUAGCUCCGUGAGCCAUUUUUAUGUCCUGAGUUCUCAUGCCACUGAUAAACACCCCUUGUUGUUGAGGUUUUUUUAACACAAAAUGUUUGUUAUUUAUAGAUGAGUUUACAUAUCUCCCCUUGAAAACUGUUAUACUCCCCACCGACCAAAAAAGACCAAAAACAUGUGAGUGAAAGAAAUGCAAUCGGAAGAUGACGUACAAACAAUAUUUCUGAGUACAGGAGAAAUGUACAUAGGUUAUAAACUUGUAAUGUUGGAGAGUAUCGUUUAAUAUGAGCAUGACGUUACAUUCCAAACUCUUUGUCAAACAUUCAAAAUGAACGAGGCACAGUAGGAAAGGGUGCUUAUGAUUACUGCCAAUGUGUUUAUUCUGUUUCGGAAACAAUCGCUAUUGUCUAUAAAUGAUAACCUAAUUAACCAACUUGUGACAGGCAUCUCCUCUUGCACUUUAUGCCUCAUAAUUGUGUAUGUGUAGCUGUGUGGUACACAGUGGUCAUUGUAAGGAAGUGUCGGCAUGCCUCGUCAGAUAAUAUCUUAUAUGCCCAAACAGGCUUAAAUUAAUAUCUUUUUUUUUUUUUUCCCUGUGUCUGGUUGUCUCAGUCUGAGCAACAAUAGAUUAUUAAUGGCAUGUACAAAUGUACAUAUGUCAUACAAGUUCGUGGUACUUUUUGUCAUACUUCGGACAUCACAGUGCUGUGAUGAUUCACAAAUGUACUGUGCUUGUUUUUUUUUUUUUUGGUAACAGCCAUCUGUGGACCUUUCCUCAGAUUUUUGGGCAAAUUAACCCUUUUCAUAAUCUGCAAUUUGUGUCACUAGCCUGGAUUUAGAAAAAAAAAAGUGUAGUUAUUCAGCCAUCGAGGACRUUCUGUGAAAGUUUUUUUAGCUGCUAUGUUUUUAACAUUCUUCUAAGGUURUCUUUUACCGACUUCCCACCUUACCUGCCCCCUUGGGUAAAGUGGGAUGUUGGUAUGAGAGGAGGUAAUGAUCUGUUAUGCAGGCACACAUGAGCAGUAUUUUCUGGAUUGUUUUAAGUGUUGAACUUUUGCAGUUGACCUUCAGCAUUAUACUUAUUCUGGUGAGUAAAUGCAAGGUUAACAGAAAAUAUGCAAAAGCAUGUCCAUGUAUCUCCGUACCGAUCUCAUUCUCGUUUUAUUUCUUUAAACAGUGGUUACCUUGCACUUUUUUCUACCAAUUUUGCAUUUGUGAGGUGUUAAGAAGAAGCAUCUCUUUGAUAUUCCAAAUUCAGACAUGAGAGGUGGAAACACCAAAACAAAAUUCAUGUUUCAAAUGUGGCUUUGUCGGUGCUGGAAUAUCCCGUCCCGUCCCGAGUGCCACAUUUCUAGCGUAGACCACCGUUUUAUGAUCAUUGAGAUGUUUCAGCUUUUGUUUCUUUCCAAUCAUCUCAAGUAAAAAAAACAAAACACCAUUUUCAAGGAACACAAGAUACUUUUAUCAAACCCCUGGAUAAUUUACUCGCUUCGUCUUUCGCUGAUAUUUUUGGAGCAUUUUAUCAAACAGGGGAAAUUUGGUCUAUUUCCUCUAUUCACUGCAGUUUCAACUGCCAAAACCAGUUUACAGAAAUGGACUCUGAUGGUAAAACAGCAAACGUUCAGGAUAAGAAUGACGGCUUCAUCUCAGCAGCCAUUCAUGUUCAUUUUUCAAAAUACACACAAAAAAAUGUGACCGAAAAUGUUGUUUGUAUUUUCAUGAAUAACAACUGAAUUCAUACAUUUCUAUUUUAUUAACAUAUAUAUAUGUAUAUCAAUGUGUUUUCAGGAAAUAGACUUUCAGGUGUAAGAUGUUUCAACUACUCUUCUGCUCUGACUCUAUUAAAACAUUUGCUUUAACUUACAAUGAAGCAUUCACAAUCCUAUUUCAAUGUCGGGGUGUGAGUUGUUUUUUUUUUCCAAUAAAAAAAU